Heterobasidion irregulare TC 32-1 is the source of this 381-nucleotide messenger RNA. RefSeq lists its product as uncharacterized. Gene Ontology annotation, biological process: carbohydrate derivative metabolic process. Bases 1 to 381 code for a protein of 126 amino acids. The transcript has 3 exons. The record is from RefSeq and is a predicted model, not a curated record. NCBI's taxonomy places the organism in Eukaryota, Fungi, Basidiomycota, Agaricomycetes, Russulales, Bondarzewiaceae. Gene Ontology annotation, molecular function: carbohydrate derivative binding.
AUGGCACUCACCUCACGGAGACUCCGCGCGUGCGACCCCAAGUGCACGCUUUUCAUCAUUGUCAGCAAGACCUUCGCUAACCGCGAGUCCCUCAUCGAAGCGGACCAGAUCGAAGAGCAGUACCAGUGUAAGGUCCGUAAUGCAUUCUGCCAUCCCCCGCCCUGCGCGUGCAACAAGAGUAUCGUCGACACGUCCUGCGCGCACGGUUCUCCGACACCCAACUUCUCGAGAGGCAGGCGUUCGCUCGAGGAGAACCUGCCCGUACUUCUUGCCGUCAUUGAGCUUUGGUACAACGACUUUUAUGGCUCCCAAACGUACAUGACUUGUUCGACGCCACAGCCGCUCAUCAACAACCCCGCUCUUUCCACUCGAUCCUCUUGA